CGGCCGCCUCCGCCACUGCAGCUGCAGCCCCCGAUGUCGCCGCAGUAAUCGCGGCCGCGGCAGCACGCGUACCCUCGGCGGCCGCAGCAUCCGCGCCGCAGAGCAGAGCCCGGAGCCCGCCGCCCCGCAGGAUGGCUGUCGCUCCUCCAAGUUACUGUUUUGUGGCCUUCCCACCACGUGCUAAGGACGGUCUGGUGGUAUUUGGGAAAAAUUCAGCUCGGCCCAGGGAUGAAGUACAGGAGGUUGUGUAUUUCUCGGCUGCUGAUCAUGAACCCGAGAGCAAGGUUGAGUGCACGUACAUUUCAAUCGACCAAGUUCCCAGGACCCAUGCUAUUGUGCUAAGCAGACCUGCCUGGCUUUGGGGGGCAGAAAUGGGAGCCAAUGAGCAUGGAGUGUGCAUAGCCAAUGAAGCCAUGAAUGCCAGAGAACCAGCAGCUGAGACCGAAGCCUUAUUGGGGAUGGAUCUGGUCAGGCUUGGUUUGGAAAGAGGGACAACAGCCAAAGAAGCCUUGGAUGUCAUCGUCGCCUUGUUGGAGGAACACGGACAGGGUGGCAAUUAUUACGAAGAUGCACACGCCUGCCACAGCUUCCAAAGCGCGUAUCUGAUUGUGGAUCGCGAGGAAGCCUGGGUGCUGGAGACCGUGGGGAAGUACUGGGCUGCUGAGCAGAUCACAGAGGGAGUGAAGUGUAUUUGCAAUCAGCUUUCGCUCACCACUAAGAUAGACGCGCAGCAUCCUGAGCUCAGGAGUUAUGCUCAGAGUCAAGGCUGGUGGACGGGAGAGGACGAGUUCAAUUUUUCCGAAGUUUUUUCUCCAGCUGAUGACCACCUAGACUGCUGUGCAGGCAAAGACAGCUUAGAAAAGAAAGAAGAAAGCAUCACUGUGCAGACUAUGAUUGACAUCUUACGGGACAAAGCCAGUGGAGUCUGUAUAGAUUCUGAGUCCUUCCUUACCACAGCCAGUGUAGUGUCUGUUCUGCCUCAGAAUAGAAGCUCGCCGUGCAUUCACUACUUCACUGGGACCCCAGAUCCUUCCAGGUCCAUAUUCAAGCCCUUCAUCUUUGUGGAUGAUGUGAAACUUGUCCCCAAAGCACAAUCUCCCUGUUUUGGGGACGACGACCCUGCCAAAAAGGAGCCUCGGUUCCAGGAGAAGCCAGAUCGCCGGCACGAGCUCUACAAGGCCCACCAGUGGGCACGCGCUGUCAUCGAAAGUGACCAGGAGCAAGGUCGCAAGCUGAGGAAGACCAUGCUGGAACUAGAGAAGCAAGGCCUGGAAGCCAUGGAAGAAAUUCUGACCAGCUCUGACCCUCUGGACCCCACUGAAGUGGGGGAUCUUUUCUAUGACUGUGUUGACACUGAGAUUAAGUUCUUUAAGUGAAGUAAGCAUUCCCUCUCCUCUCCCCUUCUUAUUUAAACGUUCCCACCUUACUAAAUUACCAGCAAAACAAACCACUCUCCUGUUUGAGUAAAACGAGAAAGUUCAGACGUGUGAAAGUCACACUCUUGUGUUCUGCCCUGAAUCCCAGCAACGUCCCCUUCUUCUACAACGUAGCUCCCCCUUUGCAGUGUAACGUGUAUCCAUUUGCCUGUCUUUCGAUUGUGUGACUACUUGUGGAUGUUCAGCUGCUAUCGUUGUAUUUCAGUGACCGUGGACACACUAGCCUUCUCACGGAGGACGAGCAUUUGUCAGGCCUUCACGGGGGCUCCACAGUGCUGGGUGUGCAAGAAAAGCAAAAUCUAUUGAAGUCUUAGUCUUUCUUUCAGUAAUGGUUCCUUUCAGGUUACCAAAAGGCCCGGGGCUUUUGUGUGUGAACUUGAGGGGGAAGCUUCCCGGCCUCCCCUUCACACGAGUGCAAGCCCGUCGUGCAGAACGUCUGCAGAUGUGUCUGCUGAAGGACACAACCAAUGGGAAGGAACAAAGGGGGCUCCUCUCUAGUCGCAGCUCAUCCUGAUUCUCUUGGUUCUAAGGGGCCUGUCCUCUGUCUGCUGCGCUUGUGCGCAGUGGACCCACAGACGGCUCCUGAGCACGGGAGAGCUGGUUAGCGGAGUUAGCUAGAACUGCCCGUGUUGGAGAUUCCGAGGCAGCCAUGCGCGUGGCCUCCCCACAUCCCCACGUGGCUCUCCCCAAAGGCCCGAGGCUCUCGCAGUACAGUAGCACGCCCACCCCUUGGCCUUGCGUAGAAACGAUUUCGGGCCUGGUUAUGGCCAUCUACUCCGGGAUUAAUUAAAUGGCCCUGUGGCAUGGUUCUCCCCCCCCCCCCCCCCCACAAAGCUGCGUAUCUCUCCAGCUAAUGAGGGAGAGAAAAGGAGAGACCGUUGGCUGUUCAGAUGCUAGUUAAAGUAGCUGGAAUCCGAGCAGCGACUACAUUAUCUCAGCGGAGACUUUAAUUAAACUGAUUUGUUUCCAG
Molecule: messenger RNA, 2406 nt
Organism: Neofelis nebulosa (Clouded leopard)
Lineage: Eukaryota; Metazoa; Chordata; Mammalia; Carnivora; Felidae
Gene: SCRN1
Product: secernin 1
Exons: 8
Coding region: 132-1376 (414 amino acids)
Biological process (GO): proteolysis
Molecular function (GO): cysteine-type exopeptidase activity; dipeptidase activity
Source: RefSeq, a predicted model, not a curated record